CCGUUCUCGGCCUUCAAAGGAAACACCCCCAAACCAAACUCCACCCACACCGAAAACCUCCUCCUACAAAUCUCCACCGCAGGAGCUUGCUUUGUCCGCCACAAUCGCUUGCAAUUGCAAUUGCUUCUGCUUCAGCUUCAGCUUCAUCCACAAUCCCAUUCACACUCUUUAUUGUUGAAUCUCAAUCCUGAUCACCAAACUUCUCCCACUUCCAAACGAAGCCCUUUGCUUCUUUCGCCUUCUCACAGUACAAUCAAAAACUCAACAAUCUCCAACACCGCCACUUCCAUUCCCACUCCACCCACAUAUCCAACACCAUGAAUUACGAUAGAGAAGACACCCAAAACUCGGCUCCGGGCAGCUUGCCCGCCGCUCAAGCAACCAAAUUAGCAGCACCAAAAAAGGGCUCUGAUGCCCAAAGUACAACCAAACGGUAUAGUAGCUCCUCCAGAUUUGAGUACGGUAGUAUUCUAACACCAAAUAGCCUUCAAACCGAAUUAAUGCAGCUCAUGACCUCCCCUGCCCCAGGAAUUUCCGCCUUCCCUUCCGCAGACGGUAACCUCCUCUCUUGGACCGCAACCAUUGAGGGCCCAGACGAUACUCCCUACGCAAACCUCACCUUCAAACUCUCCUUUGCCUUCCCAUCAAAUUACCCCUACGCACCUCCCACCGUCCUCUUCAAGACUCCUAUCUACCACCCUAACGUCGACUUCUCGGGUCGUAUCUGCUUGGAUAUCUUGAAAGAUAAAUGGACUGCGGCGUACAACAUUCAAACCGUUUUGCUGAGUUUGCAAAGCUUGCUUGGCGAGCCUAAUAAGUAUGAUCUCCACCCCUCUCAUAUUAUAAUUAUAUUCUAAUAGAUACAGUGCAUCGCCCUUGAAUGGUGAGGCAGCAGAGUUAUGGGACAAGGAUCCAGAGGAAUUCAAGCGAAAGGUUCUUGCGAGACACCAGGAUAUCGACGAUGAAUAAACUUCACGAUUCGAUUUCUGGCAUAUGAUAAACGAUUGGUUUGAGGGGCGUAUUACGGAAAGUGUGCAUAGCAAGCGAAAUGGAGGGAGGGUUAUACACCUUUCCAUUAUACCAUCAGCAGCAGGAGUCUUUGUUUCGCGCAUCAGCAAUAUUGGAAGCGGGAAAGGCGUCACAUGGGCCAAUGAACGGCUGUAUUCUUAAAUGAUUGCAUACGAGAUUCAUCGGCUGGUUAUGAAACCGAGAUACGAUACAGUACUUGGAUUCAUUGAAUUUCUGGUGUGUGUGUGUGUGUGUGUUUUCAGGGAUAAAUGACAAUAUUAAUUUGGCUCCUUGAGAUUUUUG
This is a messenger RNA of Hymenoscyphus albidus, 1311 nucleotides long. Lineage: Eukaryota; Fungi; Ascomycota; Leotiomycetes; Helotiales; Helotiaceae. The record is from the annotation of a GenBank genome assembly.